AUGCACCAAAAUUACCAAAUCUAUUUAUACCUUCAUAGACACAAUGAGAAUAACCGUGCCCCUCUUCACUUGACUCACACAGCAGAGCACAAAAAUGAAAAGGGCUAUCCCCCUCGUACUCCCCGUCGAGACUCUCACGGCUUAGAGUGUCGAUGCGAGCUACUCGGUUCAGAUAUGAAGUUCAUUGCUCCUAACUGUGUUUUCUUUGGCAAACUCCCAGCCUGGAAGUUCAGUUCUUGA
Prunus armeniaca (apricot) is the source of this 240-nucleotide messenger RNA. The record is from the annotation of a GenBank genome assembly. NCBI's taxonomy places the organism in Eukaryota, Viridiplantae, Streptophyta, Magnoliopsida, Rosales, Rosaceae.